GGGAAUUUGGCUCAGAACCACAAACCCACAACUUCAUCAUGGCGCAAAGAGGUGAGUCUCUGCUCUGCUCCACCACCCAAGGAAGGGUUAAAUGCUGAGGGCCAAACAAGGGAGGUGAUGAUGGAGAUUCGUGACUGGAUCUCCAUCACUGGAUCUCCUGUUUUAAAGGCUCCAUGCAGCCACUCAGGAAGUGGGGGAUUUAACCCUCACUCCUGCAAUGUUUUUCUUGCCCACCCUGGCAGCUGAAAAAAAAGGUUAUGUAGGGAUUUAUUUUGUUUUGUUUUAAUUUAUUUGGUCCUUGGGGCAAAUAGCAGCUCUUUGGAGGGCAACGUCUUUCCCCAGUGCUUUCUAUCCUCUCCACAACCCUGUGAGGCCAUUUAGGCUGGGAGACUGUGACUGGCCCAAGGUCACCCAGUGAGUUUCAUAGCCAGGUAGGGAUUUGAACCCUGGUUUCCCAGGUCCUUGUCUGACUCUCUAAUCACAACACAACACCGGCUCUCUCCUUCAGCAGAACUUCUGAACAGAAUAGAUAGUUUGCAUGCACUGAUAAUCUGUUUUUAAAAGUUGGGUAGGUGGGGCAGGGAGCCAAGGCAACUGCUAUGUGCUUUCAGAAGCUACAGCUGUAACAUUUGGGUAGUCCUUUAGAGGAGAGGAUGGACGUGGGUGGCGCUGUGGGUUAAACCACAGAGCCUAGGACUUGCCGAUCAGAAGGUCGGUGGUUCGAAUCCCUGCGACGCGGUGAGCUCCUGUUGCUUGGUCCCUGCUCCUGCCAACCCAGCAGUUCAAAAGCAUGAAGUGCAAGUAGAUAAAUAGGUACCACUCCGGCGGAAAGGUAAACGGCGUUUCCAUGCACUGCUCUGGUUCGCCAGCAGCGGCUUAGUCAUGCUGGUCACAUGACCUGGAAGCUGUACGCCGUCUCCCUCGGCCGAUAAAGCGAGAUGAGCGCCGCAACCCCAGAGUCGGCCACGACUGGACCUAAUGGUCAGGGGUCUCUUUACCUUUAUCUUUAGAGGAGAGGAGAGACAGACAGAUGCCAGCAGCAUCCUGAGAAAGCUCACCCUCGGUACUGCUAAACAGAUGGACUUUGCUGUCACCUGCUGGCAAAAGGAUUAAGUAACAUUUGAGGCUACAGUACAGUCCUCAUUCCAGUUAAGUAGGACUUCAUAGAAACAUAGACUUGUAGAAUUCGAAGGGACUAUGAGGGUCAUCUAAUCCAACCAGCAGCAAAGCAGGAAUCUUUUGCCGAAUGUGGGGCUCGAACCCACGAGACUGAGAUUCAGAGUCACAUGCUCCACCAAUUUGGCUAUCCUUGUUUCAUUUGGAAAUAUUCGUUAAUUUUCUCAUAGACGUUCCUUUUGCCUGCUGCCACCUCUGCAUUUAAGCUCUUCAUGCCUUCUUGUCUUUAUGGCUCUCAGGAUGCAUAAUCUGGUUCCUUUUCUGCUCAUUGCUCUGUGUUUCCUUCUUCAAACGGCCUCCUUGCUGGUUUGUGUCUGUUGCUUCGAUGAAAGUUAUUUUCCUGCAAUACAGUGGUACCUUAGUUCUCAGUACUCAAACAAGUUGGAACCCAAACACUGCAAACCCAGAAGUAAGUGUUCUGAUUUGCUAAAUUUUUGGAAGUCGAAUGUGCUCCGUUUUGAGUGCCACACUUCUGUUUAGAGUGUUACGCUGGGUCUGUCUGGUUUUGCUAUUUAUUUUGCAUUUUUGUUUUUGCGGCUCUUUUUGUGUGUGACAGUGUGGAACCCAGUUCAGCUACUGAUUGAUUGAUUGAUUGAUUGACUGCAGAACAUUGUUUAUUGCUUUCAUUUUAUGGAUCAAUGGUCUCGUUAGUAAAAUUCAUGUUAAAUUGCUGUUUUAGGGGCUGUUUUUCAAAGUGUGGAAUGGAUUAAUCCAUUUAGCAUUACUUUCUAUGGGAAAGCACACCUUGGUUUUGGAACGCUUUGGUUUUGGAACAGACUUCCAGAACGGAUUAAGUUUGAGAACCAAGGUGCCACUGUAUGUUAUUGUUGCUUUUCAUGUCCAAAUAAAAAUAAAAUAUUUAUAUACUCUUUACUAGAACAAAAGGCCUCUAAGCUGUAAAAAUAAACAGUCUAAAGCAGUCAUUAAAAAAAUAGUUACAUAAAAAAAAACUAAUUCCUUUCAGUUGCCAUGAUGUUGUGCCAAGUAUUUUCAUGCCUGUUCCUGCUGGGCCUCAGUUCCGCCUCUGAGGAAGAUGUUCUGGUGAUCACAAGCAGCGGUCCCAUCCGUGGCAAACGCCUCAUGACAGAUUCUGGCGCGGUGACAGCUUUCUUGGGAAUCCCCUAUGCUGAACCUCCUGUGGGGAAGCUGCGUUUUCAAAAAACCCGUCCUCACCAGCCUUGGAACCACACCCUGAGCGCCACCAGCUUUGGCAAUACCUGCCACCAAGGGGGUAUAGAACUUCCCGGCUAUCGUGCGAAACAAAACUCGGAAUCCACCCUCUCUGAAGACUGCCUCUUCCUCAAUGUCUGGGUGCCUCAUCCCCGACCCUCUGCGCCAGCUCCUGCCUUCGUCUGGAUCCAUGGAGGGGGUUUUCUCAACGGGUCUGGCUCCGUCGAUAGGAGCUUCCUAGCUGCCACUGAGAAUAUCAUCGUGGCUUCUAUGAACUACCGCCUAGGUGCCUUGGGAUUCCUCUCGCUACCCCCAGAGGCUCCGGGGAACGCUGGUUUGUGGGACCAACACCUGGCGUUGAGUUGGCUGAGGGAAAACAUGGCCGCCUUUGGAGGGGAUCCAACCCGGCUCACCCUGGGCGGUCAGAGUGCCGGGGCCGCCUCGGUUGGUUUCCACCUUCUCUCGCCGGCGAGUCAGGCUCUAUUUGACCAGGCCACUUUACAAAGCGGUGCCGCCAUUUCCUCCUGGGCUUGGGUGAGGCCUGAGGAGGCUGCGAACAGAGGGCGAACCCUGGGCCGGAUUUUGGGCUGCGCCGAGGGUGAUGACAGGGCUGUGGUGCGAUGCCUGCAGAAGAAAGACCCAGGGGAGAUGAUGAAGGACUUGCCUAUCCUCAGUCAUAAAACUUUGUUGGGUUUGCCUUUCGUGCCCACGACCGAUGGGGAAUUCCUUCCGGAUGCCCCUUCUAAACUUCUGGAAGCUGGGCAAUUCUUGGACAAACCCAUCCUGACCGGCUUCACCCGUGAUGAAGGCACCAUCUUCCUCGCAGGAAAUGCCCCUGGUUUCAGCCUAUACAACGACAGCCUGAUUAACUACGAGCAACUCUUGGAGGGCCUCCGUUUGAUGGUCCCAGAGGCACCUGAGGUGAUCAUCAAAGCCGCAGCAACCAUCUACAGUCAGGAGGAGCAGGGGGAAGAACGAUAUCGAAACGCCUUGAUCAAAGCUUCUGGAGACUACUUUUUCUUGUGCCCUGUGGCUGUGGUGGCCACCCGUGUGGCAGAAGCCCAAAGCCUGGCAUUUGCCUACUCCUUCACUCACCAGCCCUCCUUUGUAACCGUCUCCGACUGGGUUGGAGUGCCCCAUUGCGCUGAGCUGCCCUUUCUGUUUGGUGACCCACUGUCUACGUCGGGAUACACAGACGCUGAGAGGACUCUGAGCCAAAGGGUUAUGAGCUACUGGGGACAGUUUAUAAGGACCGGGUAAGUGAUCCCUCCAGUCUUUAGCACCACCAACAGAAGAGGUGGUCCUUGUUCUCUUUGAAUACCAAGCUCGCCAUUUGGGCACUCUUCCUCUUCCCCAUUUUGAGAACAAGACUUCGUACGUACUGAACAUUCAAAGCACCCCCCCACAAGGAAUCCUGGGAACCGCAGAUUACUCUUCACUUAAGCUACAGUUCUCAGCGCCCUGAACAAACUAGAGUUCCCAGGAUUCUUUGGGGUUGGGGAGGAGAUGUGCUCUAAAUGUAGAGUGUGCAUGCAGCCCAAAUUUCUUGGCUUUGCUUACCAUAAUCAGUGAUGGCCUGAAUUGGCAGAACAGCAACAAUCUUUGCUUUCCCCUCCCCACAUUUUAUACGCCACUUUUCCAGGCAAAGCUUACCCAAAGUGGCUUACAACAGUAAAGAAGUGGGGCGGGGGGGAAUCAACAUUUCUUCUAAAAACAGAAAAUAAGGAGGAAGGAAGGGUCAUUGUUUUAUUUACGUAUUUUUGAAAAGCUCUGGACUUACUAUUGUGAGUUGUUGUAUUGAGAGUAUCGCCGGAUCGUAAACGGGUUUGUUAUGUUCUUUGAAACAUCCGAUGUUAUCUUAUCAAGGCCAGGAAAAGCAAACUGGCAAAAAGUUAAACAUGACCUUGCUUUUGAGCAGCAGUGCAUGUUGAUUUAGAUGGUGGCGUUCAGUUUCUUUGGAGUGAAGGUCAGCAGCGACUGUGGCGUUUUUAGGAUAAACCUAUACAACCCGAGCACAAGAUGGAGGGGCUUGCAGCAUUCACCCCUCAAAAGAUCAUGCUUCUCCAUUCUUCGCAGGCACAGAGCAAACACGACUUGGUGGUGGACCCUAGAAACAUAUAAAAAACGCUGUGAAAAUACCUUUUUUAAAAGGCGUCUUGAAAAAUAUAUGGCAUUUGCCUAAAGCUCACCAUUGCCAUCUAGUGGCACAUUUGUAUAAUGUGCUUAAAACGCACUUAAAACGUUAUAUUUGCAGCUGUGUAGCUGAGUCCUGUGUCUACAGCUUCCAGCCUGUUUCCAACCUCCUCAAACACAGCUCUGGCUACCGUCGUCCUACCCGGCAGCUGAGUGACAGGGGGUUGAGGAAACACCCGCCCAUUUGCACUUUGUCACAGAGCAACUUCCAUGGUUGUGCUGAUUGUGGCGCUUAACUAGUGGAAUUUUAUUACAUUUCUGCACUUGAUUUUUAUCUCAUUCUUAUUCCUUUUACUGAUUGGCGACGUUUGCUUCCCCUCACAGGUCUCCUGAUGAUGGAGCAUGGCCUGUCUACACAGGAGAGAAUUUCUUCCGCAUUACCACAGAGCCAGCUCAAGCCGAGGAGGUGUCACCCACCCAUUACUGUGGCUUCUGGGUGUGGCUAGCCAUGGAAGGAUUUAAGGGUCAGGAAGAGCAGGGUUUCGGGCCGGCGGGUGGGGGGAGUUGGAAGAUACCACAGCCCAGUCAGAUAACCCUCCUGUCUAAUGUAAUUUGGGAGCAUCUGUCUGUGACACUGCCUUGCCCCGCCCAUGCCAGCCAGUUACUUGAUGGGCACCAGCACACUCCGUGAUAAUGUGACCAAGUGUUGGGUGCAAGUGCUGCUUUGGGGUGCUGUACACAUGGCCUCAUCCAUGAUGAGGGAUGUGGGUGGCGCUGUGGGUUAAACCACAGAGCCUAGGACUUGCUCGUACCCCUUCCAAUCUGCGCCCCAUCCCGAGGGACGAGGGUAGGGUGAGCAAGGAUUACUCACCUCCGUCACUGGUGUUGUGCAAUGCCAGGUCUAUAGGCAACAAAACCGCCACCCUGCGAAAUUUCUUCACCUCGCAGGGGGUUGACCUGGCUUGUGUGACGGAGACCUGGGUGCGCGAAGGGGAAACUGUUACCUUACGAGAGAUGGCACCCCCGGGUUUCUCCGCCCUCCACCAGUCGCGGACUGUGGGCCGGGGGGGAGGGGUGGCAUUAUUAAUCCGGGAAGAUUGCUCUUUCAGGGCUCUACCAUUGCCAUCGAUCCCCGGCAUUGAAUGUGUUGGCCUAGUGUGGGGCUCCGAGGUGAGCUUGGCUGUCUGGCUGGUGUACCGGCCACCUAGCGCUCCAGCAGCCACCCUGUCAGGCCUGCUGGAGGCGGUGGCCGGCUGGGCCUUGGAGUUCCCUAACCUAUUGGUUUUGGGGGACUUCAACAUCCAUGCUGAUGCCACUCCCUCCUCACAGGCUCUGGACCUGGUGUCUUCCAUGGCAACAAUAGGGCUCUCCCAGUUUGUUUCGGGCCCCACACAUCAAGCAGGCCACACGCUGGAUUUGAUAUUUGGCGUCGGUAUAGAUGUGAUCAUGUCUCCUUUGAUGAAGGUGCCAUGGUCUGAUCACUACGCUCUGAAAGCCAGGAUUGAUUUUCCAUCCCCACCCUGCUUAGGUGGAAAGCCAAUUUGGGCUCGCCCGCAGAGGCUGAUGGACCCUGAUAGAUUCCGUCAGGCCUUGCGGGACCUUGCUCCCCCUGGCGACUCAUUGACUGAGCUUGUUGAGGGCUGGAAUAUCCAGCUCCUAGCAGCCAUCGAUGAGAUCGCACCUAGGCGCCCUCUGCGACCCCGCAGAAACCGGGCUCCCUGGUUUACCGAGGAGCUUCGAAAAAUGAAGCAGAACCUCAGACGGCUAGAGCGAGUAUAGUGGGGUGCCCGUGACGGAGCCUCAAGAACAUCUUAUAGGGUUUUUAUGAAAACCUACGAGAUGGCAGUGAAGGCCGCUAAGAAGUCCUACUUCUCGGCCUCCAUUGCCUCUGCUAGCUCUCGCCCGGCGCAAUUAUUUAGUAUAAUUAGGUCUUUAACGUCCCUUGAAGGACAGCCAAAUUUAAAUAACAAUUUGACACACAGCUGUGAGACAUUUGCGAGCUUCUUUGCGGAGAAGGUCCUGUUGCUCCGCCAUGACCUCCCUGCCAAUUUGGAUACAAUAAAGGAACUGGAGGCCCCUCGACUGUCCUCAGGUCCAGUAUUGGACCACUUUGACUGGAUAUCCCCAGCCGAUGUGGACAGACUCCUCUGAGCUGGAAAGCCCACCACCUGUCCUCUUGACCCGUGCCCGUCUUGGCUGAUUAGAGCGUGUCCAGACGAGGUGCGGGCCCCCCUGGGUGAUAUCAUCAAUUUGUCCCUUGGCAAAGGGAUAUUCCCAGGGGAACUGAAGGAGGCAGUGGUGCGCCCGCUCUUAAAGAAAACAUCAUUAGAUCCCUUAGAUCUAUCCAAUUACCGCCUGGUUUCGAAUCUUCCAUUCCUGGGUAAGGUGAUUGAGAGAGCGGUUGCUGAACAGCUUGGUAGGUUUCUGGAUGAAACAUCGGCUCUCAAUCCAUUCCAGUCCGGCUUCCACGCUGGUCAUGGGACCAAGACAGCUCUGGUCGCCCUAACAGAUGAUCUCCGCAGGCAGCUGGAUCGAGGCGGGUCGGGGCUGCUGAUUCUUCUAGACCUGUCAGCAGCCUUCGACAUGGUCGAUCACGAACUCCUGGACCACCACCUUGCCGAUGUGGGGAUCCAGGGCACAGUCCUUCAAUGGCUGCACUCGUUUCUCUCUGGUCGGGGACAGAGGGUGGUGCUUGGGGGGGAAUUGUCAUCGCGCCACUCCUUGGUGUGUGGAGUGCCUCAGGGUGCGAUUCCCCGAUGCUUUUUAACAUCUUUAUGCGCCCCCUCGCCCAGCUUGUCCGGAGUUUUGGGCUGGGUUGCCAUCAGUAUGCCGAUGACACCCAACUCUAUCUGUUGAUGGAUGCCCAUCCUGACUCGGCCCCAGACACACUGACCAGAUGUCUGGAAGCUGUGGCUGGAUGGUUACGUGGGAGCCGGUUGAAGUUAAAUCCUUUGAAGACAGAGGUCCUCUGCCUGGGACGGGGCGAUAUGGGAUUGAGGGGGCAACUCCCAUCUCUUGUGGGGGUGCAAUUAGUGCCAGCAUCGUCCGUUAAGAGUUUGGGUGUAAUCUUUGAUACCUCCCUCUCUAUGGAGGCGCAGAUUACAGCUAUAACAAAGGCGGCAUUUUUUCAUCUCCGCCAGACUAAGCAGUUGGCUCCUUAUCUCUCUCGCCCUGACCUAGCCACUGUGAUCCACGCGACGGUCACCUCCAGACUGGAUUAUUGUAACUCGCUCUACGUGGGGCUGCCCUUGAGACUGACCCAGAAACUCCAGCGGGUGCAGAAUGCCACAGUGAGACUCCUUAUGGGGUCUUCGCUGCGAGAUCACAUUCACCCGGUACUAUACCAGCUGCACUGGCUCCCGGUGGAGUACAGGAUCAGGUUUAAGGUGCUGGUUUUAACCUUUAAAGGCCUAUACGGCCUAGGACCCUCGUACCUACGGGACCGCCUCUCCUGGUAUGUCCCACAGAAGAACUUACGGUCUGCAAAUAAAAACAUCCUGAAGAUCCCAGGCCACAGAGAGGUUAGGCUGGCCUCAACUAGAGCCAGGGCUUUCUCGGCCGCGGCUCCAAUCUGGUGGAACGCUCUGUCACAAGAGACUAGGGCCCUGCGGGACCUGACAUCUUUCCGCAGGGCCUGUAAGACAGAGCUAUUCCACCAGGCCUUUGGUCAGGGCGCAGCCUGACCCCCUCCACUGGCAAUCUGCACAGAAUUUUGCUUAAUGGUUGCCAUCAAUUUGAUUUUAAUUAAUUUUUAUAAUGAAAGGUUUUUAGAAUGUUGGAUUAUUUUGAUUGUUGUUAGCCGCCCUGAGCCCAGCUUCAGCUGGGGAGGGCGGGGUAUAAAUAAAAUUUAUUAUUAUUAUUAUUAUUAUUAUUGCCGAUCAGAAAGUCGGUGGUUCGAAUCCCCGCGAAGGGGUGAGCUCCUGUUGCUCGGUCCCUGCUUCUGCCAACCUAGCAGUUCCAAAGCACGUCAAAGUGCAAGUAGAUAAAUAGGCGGGAAGGUAAACAGCGUUUCUGUGUGCUGCUCUGGUUCGCCAGAAGCGGCUUAGUCAUGCUGGCCACAUGACCCAGAAGCUGUAUGCCGGCUCCCUUGGCCAGUAAAGCAAGAUGAGCGCCGCAACCCCAGAGUCGGUCAUGACUGGACCUAAUGGUCAGGGGUCCCUUUACCUUUACACAUAGCCUCAUCCAUAUGCCACCCCUGUCGUAUUUGCCGAUCUAAAGCGUAUUCUUCUGGAAAAUUUAUAAUCUGUUUUAUGCCGAGGCUGCGCUUCCAAGCACAACAAGUGUUGGUGCUGACCUUUAAAGCCCUCAACGACCUCAGCCCAGCAUACUUGAAGGAGCAUCUCCACCCCCAUCGUUCAGCCCAAACACUGAGGUCCAGUGCCGAGGGCCUUCUGGCGGUUCCCUCAUUGAGAGAAGUGAGGUUACAGGGAACCAGACAGAAGGCCUUCUUGGUAGUGGCGCCCACCCUAUGAAAUGCUAUCCCAGCAGAUGUCAAGGAAAUAAAGAACUAUUUGACUUUUAGAAGACACCUGAAGGCAUCCCUGUUCAGGGAAGUUUUUGAUGGUUGAUGUUUUAUUGUGUUUUUAAUAUUUUUCUGGGAGCCGCCCAGAGUGGCUGGGGCAACCCAGUCAGAUGGGCGUCAUAUAAAUAUCAUUCUCAUUUCUGUCUGCCUGCAUAUGCAGAUGGUGCUUUCUAAGGUCACCUCCUAUUGGGGCAGACUUCCUGACAUUGUAUGUCUAUGUACACAGCCUAAGACAACCCUCUAGUCCUCCAAGCAGAGAGGUCAGAAAUGGGUUUUCACCAGACGCAAGAAGCCUGUUAGUGUUGUUAUGCUUCCAAGGGGAGGGUGUGUGUGUGUCCAUAACUAAGGUGCCACCACAGAAAAGGCUCUCAUUUUCAUCCCCGCAGAAUGAGCAACAUUCAUUGGUGGAGGCACAAGCGGAGCCCGCCCCCUCCUAUCAAUCUCAGGUUGGUAUGGGGAGAGGUGCCCCACAAUUUUCCAUUAGUUUCAGAAUGGCUCUAUAUCAGGAAUAACUGACCCUGCAAUGCAAAUGGGAAUGCAAUUUGCAAUCCCAGCAUUUUUCCUACUGCAGCUUCCUUUACCCAAACAUGCCUUCCUGUUUUCCAGACUCUGAGCUGAUGGAUGAAGAAAGUGACUCUGAUUGGUAAAAGUAUCUGGAAAUGGGUGAUGUAGAUUUCACUUAAAAAUGCAACUAUCCUCGUUCUUCAACUAUCCCGAAUCUCAGCCAAGCAAUGUGGAUUCAUGCAGGUCGAUUUUACUUUGUGUGUGAAUAUCUUGAGGAUCUCACUUUUCAAAGAAAAACGAGAGAGAAAGAAGUGUUUUCAGAUGCAUUCAGUCAUUAACAACAGCUUUAAAAUAUGAUUUCAGCCUUUGCUCUAAGAUUCCACAGCCACAAACAAAUAAAAGAAGCCAACAGCAACUUUUGAGAA
This is a messenger RNA of Podarcis lilfordi (Lilford's wall lizard), 9930 nucleotides long. The record is from the annotation of a GenBank genome assembly. NCBI's taxonomy places the organism in Eukaryota, Metazoa, Chordata, Lepidosauria, Squamata, Lacertidae.